Messenger RNA from Zingiber officinale, 1243 nucleotides. RefSeq names its product GDT1-like protein 4. The record is from RefSeq and is a predicted model, not a curated record. Gene Ontology annotation, molecular function: manganese ion transmembrane transporter activity; calcium ion transmembrane transporter activity. Lineage: Eukaryota; Viridiplantae; Streptophyta; Magnoliopsida; Zingiberales; Zingiberaceae. The coding region runs from base 153 to 848 and encodes 231 amino acids. The transcript is spliced from 12 exons. Gene Ontology annotation, biological process: Golgi calcium ion transport; Golgi calcium ion homeostasis; calcium ion transmembrane transport. Gene Ontology annotation, cellular component: Golgi apparatus.
CUCUAUAAUUAGCCGGCAAAUCGAGCGGAGAUCGCGAUUUGGCGAUUCGUGGACUCCAUCGUGAGCCCACUCGCGUUCCCUCUUCCGAUUCAAUUUGCAGAGAUUUGACGCCGGGAGACUUCGGGGUUGGGUUGGAUUCAAGGAGGGCGGAGAUGGGGUUGUCUCUAAUCGAGGGUCUCACCAAAUCGCUAGCUAUGACCGUGCUAUCGGAGAUCGGCGACAAGACAUUCUUCGCUGCAGCGAUCUUGGCGAUGCGUCAUCCCCGCAAGGUUGUUUUAUCAGGAUGUUUAUUGGCCUUAAUCGUUAUGACCAUUUUGUCAGCCUCUCUUGGUUGGGCUGCUCCUAAUCUGAUUUCUCGCAAAUGGACACACCAUGUGACAACUCUACUGUUCUUUGGAUUCGGUUUUUGGUCAUUAUGGGAAGGAUUUACAGAAGAUGGCGAGGCUGAAGAAUUUGCAGAAGUAGAAGCUAAAUUGAGUGCUGAUUGGAAGGCUGAAGGAGUUAGCUCCAAAGACAAUCCUAAGCAGAAUGACGACUUAAAAAAACAGCAGCGGCCAUUUCUAACCCAAUUCUUUUCCCCGAUCUUUCUAAAGGCAUUUUCCAUCACUUUCUUUGGCGAAUGGGGUGACAAGAGCCAGAUUGCCACAAUUGGAUUGGCCUCUGAUGUUAACCCAUUGGGUGUUGUUUUUGGGGGCAUUGUUGGGCAAGCAUUGUGCACAACAGCAGCAGUACUGGGAGGAAAGAGCUUGGCAUCACAGAUCUCAGAAAAAAUGGUUGCACUCUCCAGUGGCAUCCUUUUCUUAAUAUUUGGCCUCCAGUCCUUCCUAUCUGAGGCAGAAAACUCAUAAAAUUCGAAAAGAGAACUCUCUUAUUUGUGCGCAUGGUAUCUAUCCUUCUUCCUUGAUUAGCCAAAAGUGUCCAUGGCAAAACAUCCUAUUUAACCACCCUCCCUCAAGAUCAAUUUCUUGACUGCUGCCCAUUUCAGAAGCAGGAUGAACAGUUUCUCAUAUAUUCCAUUUAUCCAUUGAUGCACAGCAUGAUCUUCAGAAAUAUCAAAUGGUUCAUGAAAGAUCAUGUAGGGAUGUUUUUAUUGCACUUCCAAAUCUUCUAGUGAGAGAACUAUUGACUCUUAGUAGACAUUGGUGGGUGGCUUAUCUUAAAAAGUAUUUUUCAUCACUAAUGAAAUAUGAAAAACAUAGAAAAUAGACAAAUUUCUGUUUAAUGUGCUUUAUAUAUUUGUUUA